GUCUGGCCAGCUCUAUCCUGCACAAGUGAGAACGUGAGCGGCGAAAGGAUGCGCCAAGACCCCCACGCUCCCCUCUCUGUGUGCCUCGCACGAGGGUCCGGACACACUCACACAAUACCCCGACGUACAUCUGCCCCAAGUCAUCCACGCUACUCCCGUAUUUCUAUGCGUCGUGAUGUGGGAUAUUUUUCUUUCUCUUCUUCUUUAUUGGAAACUCUGAAUUCGAUUAGACGCGUGUUCAAAUAGGAUAGUGAUCGAUUGUUUUUCGGUAGGGCCUCGUGAAUAGGGCUAAUGCCAACUAGUUUGAUGAGAAGAGAGUGUUGGUGGUUGUGCUUUGUUUUCCUGUUGGCUCAUCAUAUCAGUGCGAUUAUUAAUCUGAACAAAUAUUUCGGUGUGCCAGGAACUUAGUUAGUGGAUUUGGCAUCUGACUUUGUUGUUGUUUUGGGAACAGAGUUAUUGUUGUAUAUUAUUCAGUUUACAAACAGUCCCAAGCGUUACGUAAACCCUAGAAAUCUACGUGUGAACUUUACAACCCAUUUGUCCUGUCUGUGGAUAGCGACAAGAAGAAACGCAAAUGUGAAACUGUUCCGUUCUCUCAUUCCAACUCGUGCUGUCUACUUUACUGUAUUUCAAGUCACAAUGACGUCAUCGAUCACGGGGCUAGAAGGCUUUCGGCUUCCGAGGGACUGCAGAUAAUUUAGGAGAGUUUUACAGAGAGCUUUCUAACGUUUUCCGCCAGCAAACUCCGGACUCUCGUGUUUCGGUCGUCAUAAAUUCCCUCACUAGUAGUAUACAGAGACAGUGCUUGUGUGAGUGUUAACGUAACGUUCAAAACGUGCAUGUCUGGCUGCGGAACAACGAAUGUGUCACGCCGUUCUGGACAAGGUUUAAUUUCCGGGAUUUUUGUUUGCUUUAAUUACCUCCCGCAUGGCGCCUGAUGUCACCAAUCAGAUUCCCGAACGUGGUACAAGCUUUAAAUGUCCUGAUAGAUUUAUGGCCAGUUCUAAGGACAGAAUCUCGUGCACUGGACAGUGACAGUCAAUGGAAGCUCAUAGGAUGUGAACGGGUGGAUACCUGCAAGGUCAGACGUUUUCCCUGAGUGGAGUAUUUUAAGCCAGCAGUAUCGAUACCUCAGUAAUCACGGCGCCCUCACCGGGGCAUAGCAUGUUCCAGCUGUCCGACCCAUGGAUCUGCAUCAUCAAAGUGAAAAAAGCUCAAUUACUUGGAAAUGAAGAGCGGUUCAACACAUACGUGACAUUGAAGCUGCAGAAUGUGAAAUCCACCACCAUCCAAGUAAAGGGUUCCAACCCCAGCUGGGAACAAGACUUUCUUUUCGAAACCAUGCGGCUGGACACAGGACUGGUGAUUGAGGUCUGGAACAAGGGCAUGCUAUGGGACAAGCUGUUGGGUCUACACUGGUUGCCACUGACCAAGGUGCAACACUCCAACAAGGUAACCUUUGAGGGCAAGGGAAAAUGGCUUCAGCUAGACAGCGAGCUGGUGAUGGACAACGGCGAAGUGGUGGGCACACGCCUGCCUACGGAGCACCGCAUCCUCAU
Molecule: messenger RNA, 1559 nt
Organism: Aplysia californica (California sea hare)
Lineage: Eukaryota; Metazoa; Mollusca; Gastropoda; Aplysiida; Aplysiidae
Product: protein unc-13 homolog A
Biological process (GO): chemical synaptic transmission
Cellular component (GO): plasma membrane
Molecular function (GO): diacylglycerol binding; syntaxin-1 binding; calmodulin binding
Source: RefSeq, a predicted model, not a curated record